GCUCAUUCUUUCAUCUCUAAUCUUUUCCUUUCAACCAAAUACCUCAAAAACCUUUUUAGUUUUCACCUUUUUUUCUCCAAAAACCUUUAAAAAAAAUUACUACUGAAAUGUCGACGGCAGCAUCAGUUCGCCGGCUAAAGGACCGUGGCGGCGCCGGAGCCAAAAUCAACCCGCCGCCAUCCACCACCGCCGCUAGACCUUCCAAAUCACUAACCCCACUUUCCAACAAAUCGGCUGCCGUUAUUUCCAGCGGCGGCGAGAGUCUCAGGAGGUCCGCCGGAAAAGAAAAUCCGAGACCCACAUCGCGUGUUCGAGCAGCAACGGCGUCGUCCAAUCAAAAACCGGCACUUCGUGCCAUGCCGAGAAUCGAUAAGGCGGCAUCGGGGACGGAAACAGCAGCUGACGGCGGAGAGGCACGUGCCGAACCACGUGCGAGGUGGUCAACGUCUGUGCCUAGAGGUAGGAGUUCUAGUCCAUCUGAGUUUUCUAAAACCUUGUCGGAUAUUCGGAAAACAUCUAGGGUUUCGGGGAAUUCUCGAGGUGUGAAUGAGAAAUUGAGUGAAAAUGGGAAUAGGGUUUUGAAGGAAAUGGAGAAAAGUCGUGAACUUUUGGGGAAAUUUGAUGUAAAAUCUGAGAAAAUCAACAUAUCUGAAGGAAAAACUUCUAAAUUUUUUGAUAGAGAAGAGCUUAUUUCAAGCUCAAUUUCAGUUAAAUCAAGUCUGGUUAAUUCGAAUGUGAAAAAUCCUACUUUAGAGGAAGUAAAGUUGAAAUCUUUGGUUGAGUCUAAUGUGAAAGAACCAAGAUUGCUGACCAAAUCGAAUAGCUUUUCUGGAGUGUCGAAAGAGAAAAGUGAAAAUGAACAAGGGAAGGUUGGUUCGAGUGUGAAUAAGUACCCAAGUAAGCUGCACGAGAAGCUUGCAUUCUUGGAAGGGAAAGUGAAGAGGAUUGCAACUGAUAUUAAGAGGACUAAGGAGAUGUUGGAUAUGAAUAAUCCUGAUUCUUCAAAGUUGAUAAUUUCAGAUAUUCAAGAGAAGAUAUCAGGGAUUGAGAAGGCGAUGGGUAAUGUAGUUGAUGGUGAUGGGAAACUAGGUUUGGCGAGUAGCAGUAAAAAUGAGAGUGUGAAUGCUGAUAAGAAGAUAUCUGGUGUUGAGAAGGUGAUGUGUAAUAUAGUUGAUGGGGAUAAAGAAAUUGGUUUGGUGAGUAGCAUUAGAAACGAGGACAUGGAUAUUAAUGAGAAGAAGGAAGCAAAACCCGAGGAUAAUGGGAAAAUCUCUGUGAAGGGAAUAAAUGUAGAGGAAUUAGAGGCGAGGUUGUUCCCUCAUCAUAAAUUGUUAAGAGACAGGACAUCUUUGAAGACAUUAAUGGGCUGUACCAAAAACAAGGAACUUGAAUCUGCUGAUUCAACUAUUGAAGUGAAGUCUGAGAAGAAAUCUGUUAGUCUUAUUGAUGAGAAUCCUAUUGCUGUGGAGUUCUUGGCUUCUCUUAGUAAGGAGCAAUCUAAAGUUACUACUAGGUGUGAGAAUGCUUGUUUACAGACUUCUAAUGUUCAAGAUGUGGAUGAUGCAGUAAGUACAGAAAACCAAAACUCUUCUUCAAAACUGUUCAAAGGAAAAGAAAGCGUCGACCAUCUCCUGGCAAGUGAUGAGAGACUUGAAAGUUUUGAUGCUCAAGAGAGUAAACAAGAAAUGCUCAUGGAGGAAGAGACAGAAGAUAGUUCUAUAUGUGAGCUCAAUGAGAUUGGCCGUAAGACAUCUACAGGAGGGUGGUUUGUCUCUGAGGGAGAAUCUGUUCUCCUUACACAUGACGACAGUUCUUGCUCCUUCUAUGAUAUUGUGCAUUGUGAGGAGAAAGCUGAGUACAAACCUCCUGUUGGAGUCUCAUCAAAUAUGUGGAGAGAUUGUUGGAUAAUUCGUGCUCCUGGUGUAGAUGGUUCCUCAGGGAGAUAUGUAGUGGCAGCAUCUGCAGGAAAUUCCAUGGAUUCAGGGUUUUGUUCCUGGGACUUCUACACGAAAGAUGUACGAGCCUUUCAUGUUGAUGAUGGAUUUAGUAAUACAAGAGCAGCCCUUGCUCCAUUACCCAAUAAUCCAAUGUAUAGGAGAAAUACUCUAUCCUCAAUUAUGGCGCCUCAAAAUCAGCAAUGGUGGUACAAACCUUGUGGACCGCUCAUCGUAUCAGGUGCUAGUUGCCAAAGAAUGGUCAGAACUUAUGAUAUCCGUGAUGGAGAGCAGGUCCUGAAAUGGGAUUUACAGAGACCAAUGUUGUCUAUGGAUUACUCUAGUCCUUUGCAAUGGAGAAGCAGAGGAAAAGUAGUUAUAGCUGAGACAGAGGGUCUUUCUUUAUGGGAUGUCAAUUCCAUAAGUCCUCAAGCACUGCUUUCUGUAUCAUCCUCUGGUCGGCAAAUUUCUGCGCUACAUGUAAAUAACACAGAUGCUGAGCUGGGUGGAGGAGUUCGACAGAGGGCUAGUUCCUCUGAAGUAGAAGGAAAUGAUGGUGUGUUUUGCACCUCUGAUUCCAUCAACGUUUUAGAUUUCCGUCACCCUUCUGGUAUAGGCUUAAAAAUACCCAAGGUUGGUGCAAAUGUUCAGUCAGUUUUCGCCCGUGGUGAUUCCUUAUAUCUUGGCUGCACUAUCGUGAAAUCCGCAGUGAAAAGGCAGGUGUCUUCUCAAAUCCAGCAGUUCUCAUUGCGCAAGCAGAAGCUUUGCAACACCUAUGUAUUGCCAGAAUCAAAUGCUCACUCCCAUUACAUGGCUUUAACACAAGUUUGGGGAAACUCAAACCUUGUUAUGGGAGUUUGUGGAUUGGGAUUAUUUGUUUUCGACACAAAUAAGGACGAUGCAUUGCAGUCAUUAAACACUUUGGAUCAAAACAAUGAGCAGAAUUUGAGAGAAGCAAUUGGACCAGAUGAUUUGUAUUCACCUUCUUUUGAUUAUUUAUCAUCUAGAGUUCUUCUCAUCUCAAGAGAUCGACCAGCGAUGUGGAGGUAUAUGUUCUAAGUUUUAUUUAUCUUAGGUAUAGUUUGUUAAGAUAUUUUGUAACUUAUUAUGCUUGAUGAUGCCCCUUCUAGUUUGAGGUUUUUGGUGUGUUCUCUACUGUAAUACAUUUUUUCAGUGUGGAGGAACUAUAUAAGAUUUCCCCUUAUAGCAA
Molecule: messenger RNA, 3144 nt
Organism: Solanum dulcamara
Lineage: Eukaryota; Viridiplantae; Streptophyta; Magnoliopsida; Solanales; Solanaceae
Product: KIN14B-interacting protein At4g14310
Exons: 3
Coding region: 108-2993 (961 amino acids)
Molecular function (GO): protein binding
Source: RefSeq, a predicted model, not a curated record